Molecule: messenger RNA, 925 nt
Organism: Sesamum indicum (sesame)
Lineage: Eukaryota; Viridiplantae; Streptophyta; Magnoliopsida; Lamiales; Pedaliaceae
Gene: PRPL11
Product: plastid ribosomal protein l11
Biological process (GO): translation
Cellular component (GO): ribosome; cytosolic large ribosomal subunit
Molecular function (GO): structural constituent of ribosome; large ribosomal subunit rRNA binding
Source: RefSeq, a predicted model, not a curated record
UGGUCUGGAUUACGUUUGUGUUAUCCACUUCUGUUGUAAGUACUUUGCUCGCUCGUUCCUCUGGGCAGGUUUCGUUUCCCAGCAAGAAUGGCUUCUGCUUCGUCUCUCUAUGUUUAUAACUCUGGGAUUUCUGUGAAGAAGAUUAACGGUGAGAAUGAGGCAAAAUUGCCGUCUACUUCCCUGUUUUUGGGUUCAUCUCUCAAUUUAUCCUCAAACCCAAGUACCACUCUGCGGUUCUUGAACAAGAAUCGGGCGCUGCCCAUUUCAUCCACUCCACGCCCGCUUACCGUGAUCUCCAUGGCUCCCCCUAAGCCUGGUGGAAAACCUAGAAAAGUGGUUGGGGUGGUGAAGUUGGCGCUGGAGGCAGGGAAGGCGACCCCCGCUCCGCCCGUUGGGCCGGCAUUGGGUGCGAAGGGUGUGAAUAUAGCGGCAUUUUGUAAGGACUACAAUGCUCGGACUGCUGAUAAGGCCGGUUAUAUCAUUCCCGUCGAGAUUACGGUUUACGACGAUAGGAGCUUCACUUUUAUCUUGAAGACUCCGCCUGCUUCGGUUUUGUUGCUUAAAGCUGCUGGCGUGGAGAAAGGUUCAAAAGACCCUCAGCAAGAGAAAGUCGGGAAGAUCACAAUCGACCAGCUGCGCACGAUUGCACAGGAAAAGUUGCCCGAUCUGAAUUGUUCAACUCUGGAGUCGGCCAUGAGAAUUAUAGCAGGCACAGCGGCAAAUAUGGGAAUCGACAUUGACCCUCCUGUACUUGAACGAAAAAAGAAGGAACUUGUGUAGGUCUCUAAUCUUCAUUCCCUUUUCCUUUUUUGUAUUUAAUUUAGUGUUGCUGCUGCAGUUUUUCCUCAAACUAAAUGUAUUUUUGUAUCUUGAAGUAGUCCAUUUAUUGGGUAUACCAAAAUUUUCCCUUGGGGUCUUACUCCAA